Molecule: messenger RNA, 2478 nt
Organism: Stegastes partitus (bicolor damselfish)
Lineage: Eukaryota; Metazoa; Chordata; Actinopteri; Pomacentridae
Product: profilin-2-like
Exons: 3
Coding region: 303-740 (145 amino acids)
Biological process (GO): regulation of actin filament polymerization; positive regulation of actin filament bundle assembly; actin cytoskeleton organization
Cellular component (GO): cytoplasm
Molecular function (GO): actin binding
Source: RefSeq, a predicted model, not a curated record
GGAGCUCAUUGUGCGGAGUGAUCUGAUACGGACUACACCCAGCCGCUGCCUCACUGCCCUGGCUUUCUUUGCUGCCCCAGCCUUCGCGUUAGUCAACGUCGAAGUGUGGGUUAGAUUUGGAGACUCGGGCAAAAAAAAAAAAAAAAAAAAAAGAAGAGAAAGAGAGAGAGAGAGAAAAAAGAAAAACCCACCCCGUCUGUCUCUUUCCACGCUCCCGUGUUUUUUUUUUUGGCAGCUUUCUCCGCUUGGCAACCGCACUUCCAGAGCAGUAGGGAUUUUUCUACGGCACCGAUUUCUUGAAUAUGUCUUGGCAAUCCUACGUGGAUAACCUGAUGGCCGAUGGCGACUGUCAGGAUAGCGCCAUUGUUGGGUAUACGGACUCCAAAUAUGUUUGGGGAGCAUAUGAGGGCGGUAUAUUCGGCAAAAUCACGAGUCAGGAAAUAGAUGCCCUUGUCGGUAAGGACAGGGAGACCUUUCACACCAACGGUCUCACUCUGGGCGCAAAGAGGUGUUCGGUCCUCAGAGAUAGCCUCUUUACCGAUGGAGACUGCACGAUGGACAUCCGGACGAAGAGUCAAGGAGGAGAAGCUACGUUCAAUAUCUCUGUGGGAAGAGCUGAAAAAGGGGGAGUCUCUUCAAUUUUGUUCAUUUCUCUUUUUUCCCCCCCACCCCAACCCCUUGUGUGCUCCAGCAUUGGUUGUAGUCAUGGGAAAGGAGGGGAUCCACGGUGGAGUCCUUAACAAAAAAGCAUUUUCAAUGGCCAACUUCCUGAGGCAAAGUGGCCUUUAAGCAACCUCUUCUCCCAUUGGUCAGUUUAUCAGCGCACUCCCACUCACCACACUGUGUUGACACGACUUCCAGGAUUAGGUGGCAUACGAUGUUUGUUUCCUCCCCAGUGUACUUUUAUACCUAUUGUUUGCUUCAUCUCGCCCUCCCUUUUUGUUUUGUUUUGGAUAAAUGUACCCCCACUUUAACAUUGUACCUCAUGUUUUUGGCACUACAGUAAUGGCAUGUUCAUUGAAAUGUUUAUUAACCAAAAGAGUGUUCAAAAAAAAAAAAAUUAUCGCAAAGUGUAAUAAAAGUGUUCAAUAAAUUUGGACUGCCGUUGUAUAACGUUCACUUCGCAUCUGGCUGGAAUUCCAAGAGGACGUACACGUGUGGUGGUGGUGACGGUGUGCAUAGUUACGCUUUUCUUUUUGUUUUUUUUUCUUUGGUGGUGGUGGUGGGGGGGGGCAUUACAAAAAGAUGCUGGGUUCAUUUUAGUUUUUAUUCUUCUCGGCAUGUGGGCAUUUAAAAAGUUGCAUGCAUACCCUCUUUAGCAUCCACACCCCUGCUCCCCCUGAUCCUGUCCUAGCGCGAUAUUCCAGCCAAAGCCAUCUUCUUCGUCUGCCUGCAUUAAAGAAAAGCUUCCUCUGACAAAGCACCGAUUUCGCCGGCCUCCCUCCCCUCCCACCCUCCUCGAGCACAACUUCUUUUACGCUCCAUCACAUGCUUUUGCUGUUGUACCUGAAUGUGGUCUUUAAAGUUAAUGAUGUGGUGUUGGGUGUAAUGUAAGGUCAGCAUUACCGGGACUGUCAUCGUACUACGCCGCGCCUCGGGGUCUCGCUGGGCGUUCCACCUCCGUCAGUCAUCUCCUGCUCUUUGUAAAUUUUUGCUGUGAAUCACUACACACUGGUGAGGUUGUUCUCUCCUCCUCCUCCUCCUCCCCUUCGGACCAAUUGUCAGUACAAGAGGAUUCUCAGAAACGCUGCAGCUUGUUCUGAUGGAUGAUUGUUGGCAUCACCUGUUGACUGUAAACCAUCGAGACGACUGUAACACAUGUAACCGCUUCUUCACAUCGAACACUACUUAAACCUCUCGCCACUAAUUGAUUUGUCGCUAACUCCAUGUUCAUUAACCGAUGAAAUGUCAUUUUUACUACAGUACGAAUGCAUUCUGACUGUAACCCGAGGCCGUUGGGCUCCAGCGCCUCAGGACUUAUUUUGCCUUGUGCUUUAGUCAUCAAAGGUGUAUUCACAAAUUGUCAUAGUAAGGUACUUAGAAGUAUAUUUAAAAGAUGAAGAAAAAAAACAACAAUGACGCUGUGUACACUAAACUUAUUGAAAACGGUGUUGGUUGGAAUAAGAACAUUUGUAAGUUGUCUUGUGAACAUUUUCUGAAAAUAACUGUGUAUUCUGUGCCAUAAAAUCGAUAUCUGCUCUGUUGCUACUACGAGUUGGAUUUUUAACUGCUGCCCCAGCAAGAAGUCACUUUUAAUGGCACUUUCCUAUAAGGGAUGUUUUUGGCAUCAGUAAUCUCCAGACUUUGUGGAAUAUGUACAGAAUUAAACGACAGAAAAAUGCAAUAUUUGGUCUUUUUUUUUUUUCUUUUCUUGAGUUGGAAAUUUCCUCUCUGCCGCAAAAUCUGCUAUUUCAAAUGCCAUGAGUUGAUGAGACAUCUUGUUUACAGACAGAACAAAUAAAAGUUAUUCCAACCAGA